UCUUGAUUUGCUAAAUGCAGUAUGUGAAGUGCGGUUUUGCGGGGGAGAAUUUCCCUACAUCAGUGUUCCCUUGUGUGGUGGGGAGGCCAAUGCUUCGUUAUGAAGAAUCUUUGAUGGAACAAGAGAUCACGGAUACUCUUGUUGGGGAUGCCUGUUUAAAGUGGCGGCAUCAGUUGGACAUAUCUUAUCCUGUAAACAAUGGCAUUGUGCAAAACUGGGAUGAUAUGGGGCACGUGUGGGAUCAUGCCUUUUUUAGCGAACUAAAGGUAGAUCCUACAGAAUGUAAGAUUUUGCUCACUGACCCGCCUUUGAAUCCAUCUAAGAACCGUGAAAAGAUGGUUGAAAUUAUGUUUGAGAAGUACAACUUUUCUGGUGUUUUUAUCCAAAUACAAGCUGUUUUAACCUUGUAUGCUCAAGGUUUGCUUACGGGGCUAGUUAUUGAUUCCGGGGAUGGAGUUACUCAUGUGGUUCCAGUGGUUGAUGGAUACUCAUUCCCUCAUCUUACGAAGCGGAUGAAUGUAGCUGGGCGCCAUAUAACGUCAUAUCUUGUUGAUUUGCUCACGAGGAGGGGCUAUGCUAUGAAUAGAACUGCUGACUUUGAGACUGUGAGGAGUAUCAAAGAAAAGCUCUGUUACAUUAGUUAUGAUUACAAACGGGAAUAUCAGCUGGGACUUGAGACUACCAUCCUUGUUAAAAAUUAUACCCUCCCAGAUGGAAGAGUCAUUAAAGUUGGCAAUGAGCGAUUUCAAGCCCCUGAAGCGCUUUUCACCCCAGAACUCAUAGAUGUUGAGGGAGAUGGCAUGGCGGAUAUGGUAUUUCGUUGCAUUCAGGAAAUGGAUAUUGACAAUAGGAUGAUGUCACUGGCUGCAGUUGCUCACACAGAUAUAUGCCUCUAUUUUGCAGCUCUACCAACAUAUUGUCUUGAGUGGCGGGAGUACAAUGUAUCCUGGAUUACCCAGUCGGUGUUGAACUCUUUAGCUUGCUUAAUCCGAUCAUAUUUUCUCAGGUUGGAGAAAGAAAUAUCAGAUCGUUACCUUGACGUUGUUCUGAAGGGAAAUAAGGAUGGGUUGAAGAAAUUACGCCUGCGGAUAGAGGAUCCACCACGGAGAAAACAUAUGGUGUAUCUAGGAGGUGCAGUUCUGGCAGGAAUUAUGAAGGAUGCUCCUGAGUUCUGGAUUAGCAGACAAGAUUAUUUGGAAGAGGGAGUUGCUUGUUUAAGCAAGUGUGGCCAAGCAUGACGGGUCAUUUUCUCGAAUUUUUAAUUUUGUGAUGAAAGCAAUCCAGGGUUAAACAUCCAUAGUCAGCUAGAAUAUUUGGGUUGUACAUUUUCAACUGUCGUGAUUCAUUGUAUCCACAAUUUUACUUAGCAUUCACUCAGUUUGUUAAAAACAAAAAAUGUGUAAAAUUCAUAAACAGGGGAUUGUAUAAAUGACGAUAACGGGGUUCGGAGUAAUCACUGAUCUGCAGUCCUGAACUUUCACAUAUUACAUUGAUGAUAACAGAUGUAUUUAUCAUAGUUUCAUUUAAUGCUAGUAAUUAUAAUUUUACAUUGUUUUUUAAACUGGUUUCAUAUAAAUGUG
Striga asiatica is the source of this 1580-nucleotide messenger RNA. Lineage: Eukaryota; Viridiplantae; Streptophyta; Magnoliopsida; Lamiales; Orobanchaceae. The record is from the annotation of a GenBank genome assembly.